UAAGAGUGUCCAAAAUCGGUGGCCAAAUAUAACUAUUAGCCUAACUCAAUAAGAUGCACAAAAUGACAAUAGUUAUCUUUCAGAAUUAGUCUUUAGAAAAUGUAAUUACCAAGUCAAUUUGCAGAAGGAAACUUCAAAGUAAUUCAGAAUUUGUGAUAUACAAUUCUCACACAAAUCCUCUAUAAAUAAGAACCACCGGAGAAACACAAACAUAGUCACCGGAAAACCAGAAAAUGGAGGAGAUAUCAGAAACUGCAAAAGCUUACUACGCAAAUUUAUCAGAAAAACAUAAACGUUUAGCAUCCGAUUUCUUCAAAGAAAUGGACACAGACGGAGAUGGAAAAAUUACGUUCGAAGAAUACGAACAGCACAUCAAGAAAAAGAAGGGAUGUAAAACAAUUUCAACUCAAGAAUUCUUUAAAAAGCUCGAUAAAGAUGGAGAUGGAAGUUUGGAUUUCGAUGAAUUUAUCGCGGUUCAUUAUUUAUGCUCGAGCGAAAGAAUUUAUUUCUGCGACGAGUGUAAGGAGUUUUUAUACGGAGUUUACUUCACUUGUGUUCAAUGUUUUAAUGGAAGUUCUGGUAAUAGUUAUGAUCUUUGCUGUUCUUGUUAUCGGGAGAAAAAUAUUAAUCAUCAUAAGGAUGCUUUGUUUCUUGAUAAUUAUACACUUUUGCAAGCUAAAAGACAACAGCAGCUCAAGGGAUCUGCAGGCCAGGGCACAAGAGGAGUUUCAGAAACAAUUGAACUUGCAAAUGCGGGUAUUCAAACCACAUCAAAUGUUUUCAGCUUAUGCAGCCAGAUGUAGCUAAAUGUAAUUUGAUUAGCAAUAAUUGUACUAAUGGUGUUUGAGUGCUUUUCGAUAUGUUAAUUUAGUAUUUGAUUUUUCUUUUUUGUAGUUAAAUUUGUUGAUAAAAUUUUAAAAAUUAUAAUAAUAUGGUGUUUUUGAA
Messenger RNA from Mercurialis annua (annual mercury), 945 nucleotides. RefSeq lists its product as uncharacterized. Lineage: Eukaryota; Viridiplantae; Streptophyta; Magnoliopsida; Malpighiales; Euphorbiaceae. The record is from RefSeq and is a predicted model, not a curated record. The coding region runs from base 234 to 803 and encodes 189 amino acids. Gene Ontology annotation, molecular function: calcium ion binding. Gene Ontology annotation, cellular component: endoplasmic reticulum. The transcript is spliced from 2 exons.